CAAUCAGUCGCCGCGAGUCUGUGGUACGGGGCAGAUCCGUUUGGCUGUAGCCACGUAAGUUAAUGUGCUGCUCGUAGUGUUGUGCAACACUGGAGAACCUGAUUUUUAAGCAAUUACCGGCGCAUUGUAAAUAAUUGUCUUUGUGCGUGUGAGACUGAUUUUAAGAGUGCGGUUAAAACUAUAAAUUACAUUAAGUUAUAAAUAUACUGAAAUGUAGUUCCGUUUGUGAGGUUAUAUCAGUACAAUAAUUGACUAGAUGUUAAUUAGUCAGUCAUAUUUUCAUUUUAUAGCCUACCAUUCUCCUCAAAUUAUAAAAGAAAUCGUAAUUUGAAACAUAAUAACCGACUUUUUGGAUUAUAAACCCUGUGCAGAGUGGAUGUGUGAUUAACCUUGUAAUUCGGAGUGGUAACUAUAUUUACCAGCUGCUUUAACAGUUUCUGCGUUGAGGACACAUCGACAGUCGCCAUGUCAUUGCAAUGGCUAACACUGAUGGUGAUACUCACAGGUAUCUCGCACGUAACAGAUUCUUACAAGAUUCUAUGUCUGUUCCCUCACACCGCGAAGAGUCAUUUCUUCAUGGCAGAGGCUCUGAUGAAGGGUCUGGCCGCUAAAGGUCAUCAGGUGACAAUGAUUAGCCACUUCCCUCAGAAAACUCCAAUUCCUAAUUACAGAGACAUCAGUCUCGUCGGCUCGAUGCCAGAAUAUGUAAAUCAGGUGCCUCUGGACACUGUAGCCACAGGGCAUGUCUACACCACGAUCAGUUUCCUGGCACACAUUGGUUACGACAACUGUAAAAACACCAUGGAGUUCCCAGCGAUGAAGAAAUUCGUUGCAGCAAAUGAGAAGUUUGAUCUGAUAGUCACUGAACUCUUCAAUACGGAUUGCCUUUUGGGAUAUGUUUACAGACAACAUACGCCUUUUAUUGCUUUGAGUUCUUCGGUUAUGAUGCCUUGGGCAUAUGCAAGAUUCGGCAACCCUGAUAACCCAUCCUACAUGGGAAAUCACUUUCUGUACCAUGGAAACCGGAUGACAUUCCCAGAGAGAGUUAUAAACGUGCUGUACCAGGAAGGCCUCAAGUUGGUCUAUAAGUUCGUGUUCGAUAGACCCGCAAACGAACUCGCCAAAAAGUACUUCGGAGAGUCGUUGCCUCCUCUGUCAGAAAUCGCGAAGAAUACGAGUCUGUUGCUGGUCAACAGUCAUUUUUCUCUCAACCAGCCGCGACCCCUACUCCCCAAUAUUGUGGAAGUGGGCGGAAUACACUUGCAGCCGCCGGAGCACAAACUUUCCAAGGAUCUGAAGGAGUUCAUUGAUGGAGCAAAGCAUGGCGUUGUAAUAUUCAGCCUUGGGUCUUCAGUUAAAGCUGAUACGUUCCCACCUGACAAGCGUGAUGCAUUCGUACAGGCAUUUUCAGAGCUUCCACAGCGAGUGCUCUGGAAGUGGGAGGGAGACACGCUUCCAGGACAGCCUAAGAACGUUAAGAUAGUCAAGUGGUUGCCUCAGAUGGACGUUCUGGGUCAUCCGAACGUCAGAUUGUUCGUCACACACGGUGGUCUUAUGGGCACUACGGAAGCUGCAUACAGUGGAGUCCCAAUGGUAGGGAUCCCCUUGUUCGGCGAUCAGUUUCACAACGUCAGGUCGUACGUGUUACAAGGCAUAGCCGUCACCCUCGACUACCACACGAUAUCCAAAUCUACAGUUCUGUCAUCUCUCAAGGAAGUUUUGGAAAAUCCUAGCUACAAGGAAAACGCAUUACGUAUUCAAAAGGCAUUGAACGAUCGACCUCUCUCCCCGUUAGACACUGCCAUCUUCUGGACGGAGUAUGCAGUACGACACGGCGGAGCGCCACACUUGCGUUCUGCGGCAAUUGAGCUUGCGUGGUACCAGUAUUUGCUACUAGAUGUCAUAGCUGUGCUAUUUCUGGCCGUAGCUGUCGUCAUGGCAGUGUUCUACUUUAUUGUCAAGAAAUUAUUUUCCCUGUGUCUAAAAACUAGGAAUGAAAAGAAAACGAAACCGAAAGCAAAGAGAAGCUGAACAAAAGUGUGUCCUAGUUUCCUCCAUUGUCUUCUGUAAGAACUGUAAAGUGCUUUAGAACCAUAAUUGUACGCAGCUUUUGUGAAAAUUGGGUUGUCAAGAUGGCUACGGUGCGUAUUGAAGUAAAGGGUGUAUAUGUAAGCCAGUAUUACGAAAUGUAACAGUUACAAAAGCAAUACGAUGAAACAUACA
Molecule: messenger RNA, 2223 nt
Organism: Zootermopsis nevadensis
Lineage: Eukaryota; Metazoa; Arthropoda; Insecta; Blattodea; Termopsidae
Product: UDP-glycosyltransferase UGT5-like
Molecular function (GO): UDP-glycosyltransferase activity
Source: RefSeq, a predicted model, not a curated record